AUGCCAGUAAAUAAAGCAGUCCCCGACGCGGAUCAAUACUAUCCACUCAACGAGCCACCGAUCGGCGUUACUUACCCGGAAGACGUGUAUCCGCAGAAUGCCAAGUUGCCUGUGCUGUUUCAGCCGCUGACACUGAGGGGCACCACCUUCAAGAAUCGCAUCUUUGUGUCGCCUAUGUGCCAAUACAGCUCGGAUAACGGGCAUGCUACGGACUGGCAUAUGGUACACAUCGGUGGCUUUGCCACCCGCGGUGCGGGGGCCGUUUGCAUGGAAGCUCAUGCUAUCGUGCCUGAGGGACGGAUCUCUCCGCAGGAUGCCGGUAUCUAUACCGAUAGCCAGAUCCCUCCGCUCCAGCGAAUCGUCAAGUUUGCACACGCACAACAGACCCUUAUAGGCGUACAGCUCUCUCAUGCGGGGAGAAAGUCGUCAACGAUCGCUACAUGGCUGUACGCAGACCAAGCAGGGAGGGCCAAAGCAGACUCAUGGGUCGCCUCGAGGGAGGACGGUGGCUGGCCAGAUGAAGUAUAUUCUGCGAGCGACGUUCCAUUUUCUCCGUUGCAUCCCAACCCGAAGCCAAUGGACAAAGCGCAUCUGCAGUACGUAGAAGACGCCUGGCUCAAAGCCAUAGAGCGCUGCAAGGCCGUCGGCUACGACUUUAUCGAGAUUCACGCCGCUCAUGGCUACCUCAUCCAUCAAUUCCUUUCCCCCCUCUCCAACACCCGUACAGACGCGUACGGCGGGCCUUCCCUUAACAAUCGCAUGCGUUGGCCUCUGCGUCUUCUUACACGAAUCCGCGCAGCGUGGGACAAGCCGCUCUUCAUCCGCAUCAGCGCGACCGACUGGAUGGAGGGGCCCGAGCGCGGCGAGGACGGUGAAUGGCGGCAAUGGGGGCUGCAGCAAUCGAAGUUCUUCGUCGGUAAACUGCUGAAGAUCGGCGUAGACCUCAUUGAUUGCAGCACUGGUGGGCUGUACGUGCACCAGAAAAUUCCGAUAGGGCCCGGAUACCAGGUACCCUUUGCCGAGGAGCUGAAGAAAGCCUACCCUGACUUGCCGGUCGGCGCGGUGGGACUCAUAACGGAUCCUCACCAGGCCGAGUCAUAUCUCAGCGAAGGGAAGGCCGACGUCGUAUUCCUUGCGCGGGAGCUCAUUCGCAACCCUCACUGGCCGAUGCUUGCCGCAGAAAGGCUGGGUGUCGCUGUCAAGCCUGCGAACCAGUACGAGCGCGGCUGGACGCGUAUGCUGAAACCUGCAUCCAGACAUUAG
Laetiporus sulphureus 93-53 is the source of this 1263-nucleotide messenger RNA. Its product is annotated as FMN-linked oxidoreductase. The transcript is spliced from 8 exons. Gene Ontology annotation, cellular component: intracellular anatomical structure. NCBI's taxonomy places the organism in Eukaryota, Fungi, Basidiomycota, Agaricomycetes, Polyporales, Laetiporaceae. The record is from RefSeq and is a predicted model, not a curated record. The coding region runs from base 1 to 1263 and encodes 420 amino acids. Gene Ontology annotation, molecular function: NADPH dehydrogenase activity; NADP binding; FMN binding.